UCCAGCCUCACCACAGCAUCAUCAGUAUCAGACGAUUCAGCAUUACUGUCACUGGUGCAUCUGGUGUUGAGACAGAUGGAGUGUCAGUGUCACUGAUGGAGGGAGAUUCAGUCACUCUACACACUGAUAUUGAAAUGAACCAACAAGACCCAAUGAAAUGGUAUUUUAAUGAUAUUCGUAUAGCUCAAAUAAUUGCAAAUCAGAAUAGGACCUGUACAGAUGUUCAGUGUAAUGAAGGCACUGAGAGAUUCAGAGACAGACUGAAGCUGGAUCAUCAUACGGGUGAUCUCACCAUCACAAACAUCACAACCACAGACUCCGGAGAUUAUAAACUACAGACCAUCAGGAGAAAAGUCAUUCAAAAGAUCUUCCAUGUUGUUGUUCAUGAUGUUCCUGCUGCUGAUCAAGAUGAUAUUAAGAGAAGUUCAGUGAAAGAGGGAGAAGCUGUUACUUUAGACUCUCGUGUAAUUAAAAAACAGAAUGAUGUGAUGAGAUGGUAUUUUAAUGAGAUUCUCAUCGCUGAAAUCACUGGAGAUCUACGUAAGAUCUGUACAGAUGAUCAGUGUGAUGGGAGAUUCAGAGACAGACUGAAGCUGGAUCAUCAGACUGGAUCUCUGACCAUCAUGAACAUCAGAACCACAGACUCUGGACUCUAUCAGUUAAAGAUCAUCUACAUCAUCCGCCUUCGACACAGCAUCAGCAUCUUCAGAAUAAAGAGAUUCAGCAUUACUGUCACUAAUUCAAGUCUACCUUCAGGAGUUAUAGCAGGGAUAUGUGCUGCUGUUGUUGUUGGUGUUGGUGUGCUGGCCGCUGUGGUGGUUUGUGUAAAGUCCUGUUGCUGCGGAAGGGACCAUGAGAAGAAAACGGAUGUAUUGUGAAAUAUACAAUGUAAAAUUAAUUUGUAAAGUAACAGUGGUAUUAAAACAUUUUUAUAUCAGCAGAAUAAUAUGACCAUGCUUUAGGGUAAGAAUGUAACGUGUACCCUUAAAAAUAGUUAUCAACACUGUGAGAUGGAGAUGGAACUGAUGCCUUUUGAAAACUAUUGAUAGCAUUACCAUCUUUCCUCCAUAUAAUGGCUGAUAAAGUAGUGUUUAUAGCGGUACUUUGUGUACAGCCUGGGAAACUGCUGUAUGUCUGACACUUUCUGGUGUCUGUACAUACAGCUGUAAAACCAAUGGAUCAACAUGAAACUAAUGCUAAAUUAUAACAAUCUAUAACUGAUACUUUUGACUCAACCUCAAACAACUAAAAAAAAAAAAAAGUUUUAUAUUAUGAAAUGUUAAAUGUGUCUAAAUAUA
Molecule: messenger RNA, 1298 nt
Organism: Carassius auratus (goldfish)
Lineage: Eukaryota; Metazoa; Chordata; Actinopteri; Cypriniformes; Cyprinidae
Exons: 4
Coding region: 96-878 (260 amino acids)
Source: RefSeq, a predicted model, not a curated record